This is a messenger RNA of Sceloporus undulatus (fence lizard), 9110 nucleotides long. It is a transcript of the gene HIPK1, whose product is annotated as homeodomain interacting protein kinase 1. Gene Ontology annotation, cellular component: nucleus; PML body; cytoplasm. Lineage: Eukaryota; Metazoa; Chordata; Lepidosauria; Squamata; Phrynosomatidae. The coding region runs from base 237 to 3851 and encodes 1204 amino acids. Gene Ontology annotation, molecular function: ATP binding; protein serine/threonine kinase activity; protein tyrosine kinase activity. The transcript is spliced from 16 exons. The record is from RefSeq and is a predicted model, not a curated record. Gene Ontology annotation, biological process: smoothened signaling pathway; peptidyl-threonine phosphorylation; intrinsic apoptotic signaling pathway in response to DNA damage by p53 class mediator.
GGCGGCGGAGGAGGAGGAGGCUCGGGGGCCGGGGGCCGGGCUCGCUGGCGGUGGCGUCGGCAAGGGCGGCUGGGCAGCAGGGCCGCGGCGGCCCCCUCGCUCCCGCCCCCCGCCCGGGCCGGCCCCGUCUCCGUCUCCGUCUCCCGGGGCUAGGAUGCGCCCGCUCGUCCCCCGGCUCCGGCAGGCAGCAGCUCCCGGCCCGGAACGAGGCUGAGACACCCCCAACGGCGGCGAGUAUGGCCUCACAGCUGCAGGUGUUCUCUCCUCCAUCAGUAUCUUCGAGUGCCUUCUGCAGUGCCAAGAAAUUGAAAGUGGAGCCCUCUAGCUGGGAUGUUUCAGAACAGAGUAACAGUGACGAGUAUUACAGUCAGAGCAAAAAUCUCCCAGCAGCUCAAGGGCCAGCAACUUCCUCUCACCAGGUAGCAAACUUCAGCAUCCCUGCUUAUGACCAGAGCCUCCUUCUCCCUGCUCCUUCCGUUGAGCACAUUGUGGUUACAGCAGCGGACAGCACAGGCAGUGGUGGAACAACAUCCUUCCAAAAUAGCCAAGCCCUAACACACAGGGCUAAUAUUGCUUUGCUGGAACCAUAUCAAAAAUGUGGAUUAAAAAGGAAAAGUGAGGAGGUUGAUAGCAACGGUAGCGUGCAAAUAAUUGAGGAACAUCCACCUCUCAUGCUGCAAAACAGACCUGCGGUGGGUGCUGCGGCCACUACCACCACUGUGACAACCAAAACCAGUAGUUCUAGUGGUGAAGGAGAUUACCAGUUGGUCCAACAUGAGAUUCUUUGUUCCAUGACAAAUAGCUAUGAAGUCCUGGAGUUCUUGGGCCGAGGGACCUUUGGGCAGGUGGCAAAAUGUUGGAAGCGCAGCACGAAAGAGAUUGUAGCUAUCAAGAUCCUGAAAAACCACCCUUCUUAUGCCAGACAAGGGCAGAUUGAAGUGAGCAUUCUCUCUCGGCUGAGCAGCGAGAAUGCUGAUGAGUACAACUUCGUCCGUUCUUAUGAGUGCUUUCAACACAAAAAUCACACAUGCUUGGUGUUUGAGAUGCUGGAGCAAAACCUGUAUGAUUUCUUAAAACAAAAUAAAUUUAGUCCCCUGCCUCUGAAGUAUAUUCGGCCGAUUUUGCAACAGGUGGCAACUGCCUUGAUGAAACUGAAAAGCCUGGGUUUAAUACAUGCUGAUCUGAAGCCUGAAAAUAUCAUGCUGGUUGAUCCAGUACGCCAGCCAUACAGAGUGAAGGUCAUAGACUUUGGCUCUGCUAGUCAUGUAUCAAAAGCUGUGUGUUCCACUUACUUGCAAUCACGUUAUUACAGAGCCCCUGAAAUUAUUCUGGGUUUACCAUUUUGUGAAGCUAUUGAUAUGUGGUCAUUGGGCUGUGUGAUAGCUGAGCUGUUUCUUGGCUGGCCUUUAUAUCCAGGCGCUUCAGAAUAUGAUCAGAUUCGUUACAUUUCACAAACUCAAGGACUUCCAGCAGAGUAUCUUCUGAGUGCAGGAACGAAAACAAGCAGGUUUUUUAACAGAGAUCCAAACUUGGGAUACCCACUGUGGAGGCUAAAGACUCCAGAGGAACAUGAGUUGGAGACGGGAAUAAAAUCAAAGGAAGCACGGAAGUACAUUUUCAAUUGUUUGGAUGACAUGGCGCAGGUGAAUAUGUCUACAGACUUAGAGGGAACAGACAUGUUGGCAGAGAAGGCUGACCGAAGAGAAUAUAUUGAUUUGUUGAAGAAAAUGUUGACAAUUGAUGCAGAUAAAAGAAUUACUCCGCUGAAGACUUUGAACCAUCCCUUUGUGACAAUGAACCAUCUACUGGAUUUCCCACACAGCAACCAUGUGAAAUCCUGCUUCCAGAACAUGGAGAUUUGCAAGCGAAGAGUCAAUAUGUAUGACACAGUUAAUCAAAUAAAGAGCCCAUUCACAACACAUGUUGCACCAAACACAAGCACAAACCUCACCAUGAGUUUCAACAACCAGCUCAAUACUGUGCACCAUCAGGCUAGUGUUUUGGCUUCCAAUUCUACAGCUGCUGCUACUCUGUCUCUGGCAAAUUCAGAUGUUCCACUGUUGAAUUACCAGUCUGCUUUGUACCCAUCAUCUGCAGCACCAGUUGCUGGGGUGGCACAGCAAAGUGUUUCUUUGCAGCCUGGAACCACACAGAUCUGCACCCAGACAGAUCCAUUUCAGCAAACAUUCAUUGUGUGUCCUCCUGCCUUUCAAACUGGUCUUCAAGCAACGACAAAGCAUUCUGGGUUUCCUGUAAGGAUGGACAAUGCUGUUCCAAUUGUGCCACAGGCACCAGCAGCCCAGCCAUUGCAGAUACAGUCAGGAGUUCUUACACAGGGAAGCUGUACACCACUAAUGGUAGCAACUCUUCAUCCUCAAGUAGCCACCAUCACGCCGCAGUAUGCGGUGCCCUUUACUCUGAACUGCGCAGCCGGCCGGCCAGCGCUAGUAGAACAGACGGCUGCAGUACUGCAGGCUUGGCCUGGAGGGACCCAGCAGAUCUUGUUGCCUUCUACCUGGCAACAAAUUCCAGGUGUUGCCCUGCACAAUUCUGUCCAGCCUACAGCAGUAAUCCCAGAGACAAUUGGAAGCAACCAACAAUUGACUGACUGGAGAAAUGCCCAUUCGCAUGGGAAUCAGUAUAGCACCAUCAUGCAGCAGCCAUCUUUGCUAACAAACCAUGUGACUCUGGCUACAACCCAGCCGUUGAACGUUGGAGUGGCUCAUGUCGUGAGACAGCAGCAAAAUAAUGCUGUACCAGCAAAGAAGAACAAACAACCAUCCCAUAGUGGCACAAAGCCUACAUCUACAUUAGAGGCCAUCCCAUCUCAAGUCUACUCUAUCAUUGGGAGCAGUCCAUUGCGUACAUCUUCCUCCUCCAAUGCUGUCAUUCCAGGGCAGGAGCAGCAUCAGCCCAUUGUUAUUCCAGACACUCCCAGCCCUCCAGUCAGUGUAAUCACUAUCCGCAGUGACACUGAUGAAGAGGAGGAUAACAGAUACAAGCCUGGAAGCUUGGGCAUGAAGCAGAGAUCAAAUGUCAUCAGCUACGUUACAGUUAAUGACUCCCCAGAUUCAGAUUCGUCACUGAAUAGCCCCUAUGCAUCGGAUGCGCUCUCAACACUCAGGAGCUCUGGGGGUGCACUGGAGCCAAGCAGAGGAGCAGCUGAAAGUUCCAGCUCCCGUACCAUUAUUGUGCCUCUGAAAACACAGCUCAGUGACUGUAUUGUAGCCUCCCAGCCCUCAGGUGUCUUGAGUAGCCUGAACAAGACUAAGCCAGUGGCAUCCGUAAGUGGACAAACAUCAGGGUGCUGUAUCACACCAACAGGAUACCGGCAGCACCGGGUAGUGACAAACGGUGUACAGCCCCUCAACCUUAGUCAGAACCAGCAAGCAACUGUACUGGCCUCGCAGGAGAGAAGUGGAAACCCAGCUCCACGAAGACAGCAGGCCUAUGUUGCUCCCCUACCAACUACAAUUGCUCAGGCUCCAUACACGUUCCAGCAUAGUAGCCCUGUACAUCCCCAUUUGGCUGCAGCAACGGCAAGCCAGCCUCACAUGUAUACCUAUGCGCCUACUACUGCUGCUACACUGGGCUCCACCAACUCCAUUGCUCAUCUGUUUUCCCCUCAGGGCUCCUCCAGGCACACCACAUACACAACCCAUCCGAGCACUCUUGUGCACCAGGUCCCAGUCAGUGUGGGACCCAGCUUGCUAACCUCUGCCAAUGUAGCACCUGCUCAGUAUCAACAUCAGUUUGCCACCCAGUCAUACAUUGGCGCUUCCAGAGGAUCAGCUAUUUACACUGGAUACCCACUGAGCCCUACCAAGAUUAAUCAGUACUCUUACUUGUAGUUCUCAGAGCAGGAGUUGACAGCAAUUAUUCCCAACUUGAUCAUAGAAGUGAAGCGAUCUGCAGUAAGUUUUGCAAUAUUCUGACAGCUCCACAUCAGGAACUUGUGUGAAAUCAAAGGAUGAUGAUGGGGGACAUCUCCCUCUUCUUGACAGCUUCCUUUAUGUUCUCCACAGUUUGGUUAUACUGUUAGCGGAGCCCAGUUGUUUGGCGAGGGGAAGCUCAGCUUAUGACUGAGCAGAACCUUUUGGAUCACACUCACAUUAAGAUUUUAAAAUUAAUUUUUAUGGAUGCUUUUAAAACAUCAAAGUUCCAUAUCCAUUUAUUUAAAACUAUGGUUUUCAUGUUAAUCAGAGAGGAAAAGGAAAUCAAAGACUUUAUGAAAAGGCUGACUUUUUUUUUUUUAGAAAAAAUACUCUUAUACUUAACUAGUACUUGUCUAAAUUAUUUUAGCAGCUUGCACAAAUCCAUAUUGCCACUAAAAUGCACAUUUAACUCUAGGUUGCUAGGGCAGAUUUAUAAACUUGAGUUAGUAUUUUAAAGUUAAUUUUAUAAUUUACAUUCUGAAUAGGCAAUAGCUGAAUUCUGCAAAAGCAGUUAAUUCUCCCUCUGCCCCAAUAUAUAUGUAUGUAUGUUUGAGUGUGUGUGUGUGUGUGUAUAUAUAUAUAUAUAUAUUGCUCCCCAGUUUCUUGUUUUAAUUAUUUCCUUUUAAGGCUAGUGUAGCAAAUUUUUUUCCUUUCCCACUUAAAACAUGAAUCUUUGUUUUUGCCCCCUUGUAAAGAGGAAUCUCUACAAUGAGAUUUUUUAAAAUGACUGCAGAUGCUAUGACUUUGCUUUUUAUGUAUGUAAGAUAACAGUCUGUGAUAUGGUUUGACUGUUUUGGCCAGAAAAUGGUUGUUCUCAGUUGGGAACACAUAGGCCUGCAUUAUUCCUUUGAUGACCGAAGCUACUGGGAACUUCUUCUGAUAAGGCCUCAUUGGAAUGAACAGGAGAUAUGCAUAUCACCUGUCUCUCUCCAAAGACUUGAUCUGGAAUAGAGGCCUCGUAAAUGAUAACUUUUCCAGUUUUAACUUUUUUACACGUACAGAGCUGGAUUCCUUUCCUGGAAAUGCAAGGACCUCCUUCCCAUCAUGUCUUUUUGUUGCAUGGUCCAUUUAGCUGAGGAAUCCAAAAUUCACCAAAACAGCAACCCACAGAUAUAUACAUUUUUUAAAUAUUCCUGCAAGCAGAUCCCUCCGGUAUUUUGCUGGCAAAAAACUUUUAAAGCGCUCUUAUUAAGACUUGUAUACAGUAUGUGCAUGUAGGAAUUGCAAAAACAUGACACACAAUUGCUGAUUUUAAAGGUUUAUUACUAAAUUUAAAACUAUUUUAGAAGUUUUGUAAUGGUGGUGUUUUAAUAUUUUACAGAAAAUGAAAUAUGUACAUAUUGAUUAGAACAAAAUACAGUAAGCAAAAUUUCCUGCAAAUCCCAAAUGUUCUGUCUUUGUAAUCAAAAUGUGUAGUGAUUAUACUUGAACUCUGUACUUAGUGUUUGUCUAAUUCUUAAAUGUUUCUGGAGUUGAGAUUACUCUAUUUCUUUGUAUUUAAACCAAAAUGAGUUGAUACAUGUUGGAAUGUAUGUGAUAUAAUGCAAUCGUCUAGAGCUCAUCACUGUAGCACUGAGAGAGAGAAAAAUUGGAGCCACAUGAGAAACAAGGAUACCUUCUGAUUUGUUUUGCACAGGUAUGUGUGACUGGUGUGUUCCUUCCACCCCCAACCCAUAUUGUAGUGCCUUAAUGAUUAUGUAGUGUGACUAGAGUUUACAGUGAGCUUGCCUUAUGAUGGACCAGCAAGCCCCUCCACUUUCCGUCAAACUGAAGCAAUUCAUUGAGCAUAUCCAACUGAGGAUAGAAAUAAGUGGCAAAAACAUGUUGCUUUAAGUUGCAAUGCCAAUAUGAAAUGAGCUGUGGGCAUGAUCCAGCCAAAGCUGCGUACUUUUAAAGUCCCAUUGCUCUCAGCUACAAGGUUAAGAACAUGCUUAACUGGUCCCACUGAAGCCCAUGGCUCAGUUCAUACAUCAAGCCAGUCCAUGGUUUAAAGUAACUAUAGUUUAAAACACAGACCAUGGUUUCAGUUUUCAAAUAUACUCUAGCUAAACCAUGGUAUGUGCUACUUGUCUGCUUUUGUUUUUUAUUCCCUCCAAGUAAUCAGAUUUAUGUGUUGUUGGUCCUUCCUAUAUGAAGCAGCAGUCCUGGGAGGUUAUAGUUUGUUAAACAGUAUGGCAUACUGUAAUUAGCACAAACCCUGGUUUCUUUAAAUCAUGGUUUCUGAUUUUUGGUUUACUGGUCAAUUAUAAACCAUUGUUUGAUAGUGCAAACAUUAUGCCAUAGUUCUUAAUCUUCUUUAACUGUGGUUUGGUAAGAUGUCAUAAUUGAGUCUGUGAAACCUAAAAGUACUUCAGUCUAGGUGGAAUUUGUCCUAGGUGUUUUUUGUUUUUUUUUUGGAGUAAAGCUUUUUUUUCUUAAAAUGUUACCUACAUUAUUAGCUGUCAACACAUCUUUAAUAGGGUAUUGUGCUGGGAAUGCAUUAGGAAAUUUAUCUGAUGUUGCAGAGGUGAUGAAACACGUGCAAUUACUUUUCCUUAGAUUAUAUUGUAACAUUAUCUCUCCCCUCCCUUGUCUGUAGCAGAUAUUCCUUAUAAAGUAUUACUAGCUUGGUGUUAAGAACUUUUAUACCAAAGAGAGCCUGCUGGAAAGCACAUAAUAUUCUGAAGUUUCAUUUAACACCACUAGUAAGAUGUGGCGCUUUUGGGAAGGUAGCACCAGAUAUUUGAGAGCUGUAGCACCACUGGCCUGCUGGUGGUGUACAUUUAAAUGCUUCUUUUACUGGGUUUUGUCAAGCUGUUGCUUGCAGCACUGCCAUUAUGCAGAGAAUGAUUUUGGCCAAAUGGAGAAUAAACUGGCUUGGAGAGUGGUAUUGCUACAGCAAUAAAAGAUUUUAACUGCCUUGAACCCCCAGUUUGUAUUCCGUCCAGUCUGGAUAAUAAGAUUAAUUUUGGUACCUUGCAGAGAAUUCAGAAAUGCCAAACUCAUUUCUACAACAUACAUGUUAAUAUGCUAUAGCCUAGCCCCAAUGUGAACAGCUUGUCCAGGGCAAUAAUGCUGGCCCCACCAAAGUCAGGCAAGGGACUUUACUAAUAAUUUCAGUGAGGUCAAUGGAUGAUAAAUUAACAUCCCAAAUAGGACUAGUUUAACCACAAGCCUUACAGGUUCCUAUAUAAUGAGGCAUCUGUUGUCUUUGGCAAUAGACAAAUAUGGCAGGUUAACAUCAAGACUGGCUGUGAACCUUUGUUUAUUGUAUCCUUGCUCUGUUUUAAUCUCCUCUGUAUUGAUGUGAGGAUAACCAAGGAAUUUCAGUUUACAUCAGUGGUGUCAACAAUGCUUUCUGUUGCUGUAACAUUAUCAAAAUGAUUUUCUGCUUAGUGCCAAGCCCUUUAAAAAAAUUCUCCCAGACUGGUUUUUGUGCCAGUCCACACCAUAGAAAUCCUGGAAAUAUAUUUUCCUAAGUUUACAGAAUUUCCAGUGUAGACAAACCUUCCAAUAAAUUGUUUGGGAGAAAAAUACAAAAUAAUGGUUUUAAAAUUCUGGAUUUAAUAUGUUUCUCUUCACAUUUAGCUCUUCAGAGUCAAUUUACCCCUAUUGAGUCAUGGCUCCCUUGGUAGCUUAGGAAGCAUUUUUCUCAAAUGGAAAAAUUGGAGUUCAUCAGUGUUAUGUGAUAGGAACAUUUCUUUUAGAAAUAGUUUCUUAAGGUCUAGAUUCUAACCCCUGUGUUGAUUUGCUGCAGAAGCCAGUUGACUCUGUAGCUCUGGAACCAGCCAAAUACUAUGAGUACUACCCUAUUAAGAUCCCAUCAUCAAAAAAUGGGAUGAGGUGGCAAAUGUAUGAGACUGCAAGUGGAGUUUAUAGCAUGGAAUUUUCUGCCAUCUCAAAAAAAAGUUAAUCCCUUCUACAUAAAUGAAGAAAAAGAAAAUGUGUAAAGGUAAUACUAUUCUCCAAAUCUAGUUUCCUGUAUACAGUAAUUAUUGUUUUUGUGUGGCAGAAUGUUGUCAUGUCAGCCCUUGGUUUCAUGGAAUAGUGAUACUCAUUUGCCAUCUCAUACAUUUUUUGUGAGAAUAAGGCUUUAGGCAACCUGUUCUCCCAGUGUAUAUCCCAGCUUGCCUCACUGUGGAUGGAGAGAUGUAAUAUGUUACAAAGCCUCACAGCUGUGCAGCCUAUAUAUAAAUGAACAUACUUUUUGUGCACAGAUUUUUUUAAAAAAGAAAAACCACCUUUCUGAAGCAAUCUAGACUAAUCAUGCCAUUCUGAGGUUGCAUUUUUGCAAGCAGCUGAAUGUAUGUGCAAGACCCAAUGAAAUCUGAGACUUGCAUAUGUGGCGCUGUGUUCAGUUCUGCAGCUUGGGUUUGUCUGCAGUAAACUUGCCUUUUUAUAAUGAUGAGAGAAAAUGUUUCACCUAGUCACUCUAGUGAUUAGCUAAACCAGUUAAUGUUGUUCUUCAUAACUGAAUCCUCACCUCACAGCUGUUGAUAUUCCACUGCAAAAGCAACUUCAGAGCUUUACUGUUUGCACAGUUGACCAGUGAAGUACUUAUACCUCUGACUCAAUUUUUUUCAAAAAACAAAACAAAUAAAUUGCUUCUAAGUGACUGGGAUUGGCACAGCCCUGCUUUCUUAUUUUAAUUUUUAACUUAUGAAUGGUGCCGCAUGUUGACAUAGUUGUUUGUUUGUUGCUAAACUUUAUAUAAUGUGUGAUUUCAGAUUCAGCUUGAACUAUUAUCUAACUCACUACAUGUAGCAGUGCAUUAUAUGUAAUGUUAGUAUUUCUGCUUGAAUCCUUGAUAUUGCAAUGGAAUUCUUACUUUAUUAAAUGUAUUUGAUAUGCUAGUUUACUGUGUAGAAUUUAACUUUUUUCUGGUUGUGCUCUUCCUUUUUACAAGCCGCUAGAUAAAGGUAGUUUCUGACAAUUACUGAUCUAUGUUUGUAUUGCCAAUGUACUUAGGGGGUAAUGUAAAAAUCAUUUUAACAAAAGGAAAUACAGAUAUUUAAAAAAUUUAAUACUAACUAUAUGGGAAAAGGGUCCAUUGUGAAAACAUAGUUUAUCUUUGGAUUCAAUGUUUGUCUUUGGUUUUACAAAGUAGCUUGUAUUUUAAGUAUUUUCUACAUAAUAUGGUAAAAAUGUAGAACAAUUGCAAUGCAUCAAUAAAAAGGGUUAAUUUUCUGUACUCUA